Conger conger (European conger) is the source of this 2238-nucleotide messenger RNA. Its product is annotated as immunoglobulin superfamily DCC subclass member 3. Gene Ontology annotation, cellular component: axon; plasma membrane. The record is from RefSeq and is a predicted model, not a curated record. Gene Ontology annotation, molecular function: protein binding. Gene Ontology annotation, biological process: cell-cell adhesion; axon guidance. NCBI's taxonomy places the organism in Eukaryota, Metazoa, Chordata, Actinopteri, Anguilliformes, Congridae.
AUGGCCGAGGCUCCCGUGUGGAUCAUCUGUAGAGAGGAGAGACGGACAUCACAGGGGUCAGGGGUCAGGGUGGCGAAUCGGCGAUUUUGGGUGGGACUGGGGGAGGGGGGCCAGCGGGACCGGCUGCAAGACGUGGGCGGAGCCUCGGAGCUGGCCUUCCUGCUGGAGCCCAGUGAUGUCAUCGCGGUGCGGGACCGCCCCCUGCUGCUGGACUGCCGGGUGGCGGGGGAGGAGCCCAUCUCCGUCACGUGGCGCAAGAACGGCGUCGCCGUGCCGACGGGGCAGCGGGCGACGGUGCUGGCCAAUGGCACGCUGCGGAUCCAGAGCUUCCAGAAGCGACGGGGGGACGGAGACGAGGCGGACGCCGAGUACGACUGCGCCGCCCAGAACCGCUACGGCCUGCUGGUCAGCCGCAAGGCCCGGGUCCAGCUCGCCUCUCUCCCUAAGUUCCACACACACCCAGACUCCAUGUCGGUGGAUGAAGGGGGCGUGGCACGCUUCCAGUGCCAGGUGAAUGGAGUCCCAGAGGCCACCAUCAUCUGGGAGAGAGACCGAGUUCCCCUGAGCCAAAGGGACACCAGGUACACGCUCCUCCCUGCAGGUAUCCUCCAGAUCACAGGUGUAAAGCGGGGCGAUGCGGGGCAGUACCGCUGCAUGGCCUCCAACAUGGCCAACGUCCGCUACAGUCACGAGGCCCAGUUCAACGUCACCGGCGGGGCCCCCAGGAUCUUUAAGGAGCCCGUCAUCCUCUCGGGCCCCCAGAACCUGACCAUCACGGUGCACCAGACCGCCAUCUUGGAGUGCAUCGCCACGGGCAACCCUCGGCCAAUCGUGUCCUGGAGCAGGCUGGACGGCCGCUCCAUUGGAGUGGAGGGGGUGCAGGUGCUGGGCACGGGGAACCUGAUGAUCUCAGACGUGUCGCUGCAGCACUCUGGCGUGUACGUCUGCGCCGCCAACCGCCCCGGGACCAGGAUGAGGCGCACAGCGCUGGGCCGGCUGGUGGUGCAAGCCCCGCCUGAGUUCCUGCAGUGGCCGCAGUCUGUCUCCAAGCCAGCAGGGGGCAGUGCAGUGUUCACCUGCGUGGCGCAGGGAGUCCCAGAGCCACACCUGAUCUGGCUGAAGAACGGCAAGGUCCUGAUCCCGGGCGACAACGUGAAACUCACCAACAACAACAGCACCCUGGCGGUGACGCGUAUCACCUCCGAGGACGAGGCCAUUUACCAGUGCAUCGCGGAGAACACCGCCGGGACGAACCAGGCCAGCGCUCGCCUGGCGGUCUCCUUGGCCAAGGACCUCCCCGACGCGCCGCGGAACCUGAAGGCCGUGCCGCUGUCCUCCACCGCCCUCCAGCUCACCUGGGUGCAGCCGCCCGCCGAGGUCACAGACGGCAUCAUCGGAUACGUGCUCCACAUCCGCAAGCUAGGCGAGCCGGACAGCAAGGAGCUGCAGGAAGCCGUCAGCAAGACGACCUUCCAGCACGAUUUCGCCACCCUGGAGCCGGCCACCACUUACUCCAUCUACCUCAAAGCCUAUUCCCCGCUCGGAGCCAGCCAGCAGUCCAAUACCGUCGUCACCACGACGCUAGGGGGCGUCCCCGCUGCCCCCAGUUUCUUCUCCAAGGUGCUGAACUCCACGGCCGUGCAGGUGUACUGGGAGCUCCCGGGGAAGGCUGGGAAGGUGGAGGGCUUCAAACUGUCCUUCCGGAAGGUUCCACAGGCCGACCUGCAGGGCCCCUACCUGCUGCCCGGCCACGUCAACACACACACCAUCGCCCGGCUGGAACCCGGUGCCGUGUACGAGAUCCAGCUCCUGGGCUACAAUGGGAACGGGGAUGGGAACUGCUCCAAGCGGCUGCUCUCAUUGGCCGAGGACGGCACCAGCGCCAAGACCAGCAGCGACGGAGACGGCCCCUGUAACUGUCGGCAGGAGGGAGAGGGCUCCAUGGCGGGGAUUGUGGUGGGCAUCCACAUCGGCAUGGCCUGCAUCAUCUUCUGCGUGCUCUUCCUCAUGUUCGGCUACCGCCGCAGCUUCUUCUGCAGGAAGGGGACCCAGGACAGCUGGGCUGUCCCGCAGGGAGACGAGGGGGGGCCCCUGGACCAGAGGAACGGACUUUCGAAAGAGGUCGUGGCCCGCCCACCCGAAGCCAUCGAAGUAGUGCCUCAGGGAGUGGGGGGGAAGCAGUGCCAGGUGCUCAUUGAGCAGCACCCCUCCAGCCUGCCAGGAGCGGGCACCGGCUAA